AUGGCCGCCGCCGGCAAACCUCCAGCAGGCUUUACCGGGCCGCAGCAGCUCCCCAUACCGGGUCGUUUCCGCUCCGCGGGCUGUGUCUCCAACGCAGGCAUCUCAGCAGCGGCCCCUUUCGCCUCCCCAGGUGCUGACGGCAAUGCGGCCGGCUUCCCCUCAGGUAGCUUCAUUUCCUGGGGCCGCAUCAGCUCCUGUGGCUCAAUUCGCAUGUCGACUGCCGCAGCAAGCUGUGGCGCCUCGAUUGGUUUCGCCUGCCACCGCUACCACUGCCGUAUCCAUGUGAGCUGCAUAGUUGGGUUCGGAGCUCAGAGCGUAGCUGGCCUUCGUGCGUGGAUUGGAAGUGCGGUGCGGCUCAAAGUUUGA
Symbiodinium sp. CCMP2456 is the source of this 366-nucleotide messenger RNA. Lineage: Eukaryota; Dinophyceae; Suessiales; Symbiodiniaceae. The record is from the annotation of a GenBank genome assembly.